Messenger RNA from Linum tenue, 1704 nucleotides. The record is from the annotation of a GenBank genome assembly. Lineage: Eukaryota; Viridiplantae; Streptophyta; Magnoliopsida; Malpighiales; Linaceae.
CUACUAUUUCGGCCUCGAACGCACCGGCUAGGCGGCUACAAGUACGCACGUUUAUUAACGUUGGCGGUUGGCCUCGAACGCACCGGCUAGCCCCGAACCGAAUGGCUUGCCUUGGCUGUGUCAUAAACCUGGGUUAAAGAUUUAAAGAAACCACAAUAGAGUGAAUAGACUCCCCACGAGAUUGACCUCUCGCCAACGCCCAAUUUUCUCUCUUCCAGUUUCUGGAUCUUCGCCGAGAUCCUCACCAUUACCUCGUUAGAUUCUCCGCAUCCGAUCUCAUUCGCCCUUGCUCCUUGCAUUUUGGAUCUGCCCGGUUUACACCCUACACCAGCCGGAAUUCCUUCUCCCUGCGGCAAUCUGGGGUUUUCCGGAGAUGGCGGAAGCAGGCACGAAUUCGCGCUAUGUCAAGCUCACUAAAGAACAAGCCCCACUCGAGAUUAAUCCCGGCGAGCUCAAUCAGCCAAUCGAUGUCCCUCAGCUGACUGUUCACAAGUGUAAUGAGUGUGGGCAGCCUUUGCCGGAAGACUUUGCGCCGCCGGCCGACGAGCCUUGGAGUACUGGGAUCUUUGGAUGUGCUGAAGAUUCUGAAAGCUGUAAGUUUUGUGCUGACCCUAAUUCUCUGAUAUCGUUCAUGUAUCAAGCAAGAUUCCGUUGCUGGACAGGGCUAUUCUGCCCCUGUGUCCUGUUUGGGCGGAAUGUUGAGAGUAUGCGAGAUGAUACGCCAUGGACUACACCAUGCCUCUGUCACGCCGUCUGCAUCGAGGGUGGUAUUGCGCUAGCUGCAGUGACGGCACUCUCCCAUGGUGUUAUAAUGGAUCCAAAUACAUCGUUCCUUGUAUGCGAGGGUCUGUUGUUCGCUUGGUGGAUGUGUGGCAUUUACACUGGUAUCGUUAGGCAGUCUUUGCAGAAGAAGUAUCAUCUGAAGAACGCUCCAUGCGACCCGUGCAUGGUGCACUGCUGCAUGCACUGGUGCGCUCUCUGCCAGGAGCACAGGGAGAUGAAAGGACGCCUCUCGGAUAACUUCGUCAUGCCAAUGACCAUCGUCAACCCCCCUCCGGUCCAAGAGAUGUCAGUCACAGAGACCUCUACCACCGAAAACCAUGAUCGUCCUGCUCCGUCUUCAUCAGAUAAGGGCUCCUCUCAGCAGGAGAUGCAGCUCUAUAGUCAUUAGUGAAACAACAGACAGUCAUGGCAGAUUAUUGUUUAUUAUCGGCCUGGAUUUCGCUUUAGAACAAAUCAGACUUAACUUUAUACUUGUUUAUUGCCCUUGAUGGCCCCCUUUUGUAGAGUGAGCUUGGUAGUUCUUAGAAACGAUUAUUCUCCACCCUCGAGAAAGUUCAUCUAUGACAUUGAUGAAUUGACAGGAUCAUUGAUUGAGGUAGCAAUGGCCGGCUGGGAGCCGGGUGCAUAUGGUUGAAUCAAUCAGGGCGCAUUCAGUGCUGGCGAAACUGGUGUAACGUGAGGGGUCCUCCGAAUGAUUUGGGACCAGAAAAAUAUGAGUCAGGGAAGAAGGGGGAAUUUGAUUGAUGCUUUUGCAGUUUCCCGAGUCAAAAAGUUUGAGCCGUAUCUAUCCGCUCAGCUACGUUCCCCAUAUUAAAUCACUGAAUUGUCUUAUCUUUUAUUGUAUUUGUAGUUCUAUGCAGCUUUGUUCCUUUCUGAUUAGUCUUUUUUCUCCACCUGGGUUCAGUCAAACCUCUUGUUCAA